AUGGCUACCAAUAAGUUCUCCGAAGUAGAGCGUGAGAAGUAUCCUUAUAUCUUCAUGAAAAAUGUUGAUAUUCCACUCGUCACUCACGAGAAGGGCGUGCUGCGAUGCAAUGUGUAUCUCCCAAAGGAUGCAGCUCCUUUUGGUACAAAGAAGUAUCCUGUGAUUGCAACUUACGGUCCUUAUGGUAAGGAUGUCCCAUACGAAAGUUUCUUCAAGAAUAGCUGGGAUCAGGUCAAUCCUGAGAUGAAAUCACCUCAUUCUUCAUGGGAAACCCCAGAUCCUGGAUUCUGGACCAGCAAAGGCUAUAUUGUCGUGAGGACGGAUGAGAGAGGCGCAGGGCAAAGUCCUGGUGAGCUCGACACCAUGUCUCGGGGAACAAGCGAAGCUUUCUUUGAUGUCAUCGAAUGGGCCUCCGACCAGGAAUGGUCAACUGGCAAGGUUGGGCUGUUGGGUAUUAGCUACUAUGCUGGCACGCAGUGGCGCGUUGCUGCCCGGAAGCCUAAGGGCCUCGCUGCUAUUAUUCCGUGGGAAGGAAUGAGUGACUACUACCGGGACCGCGUUCGUCACGGUGGUAUUCUCUCAGACCGUUUCAUCUCAUUUUGGUGGGAAAAUGGCGUUCAGCCAAACCAAUACGGUAUGCCAGGCCGCAAGGCACGCCAGUGGGGAGACGACACUCUGGAAGGGGAUUUGGACGAAGCCACACUGGUCAAGAACCGCCGAGACCAAACGCAGGACACCGCCGUUCACAAGUUCAUGGAUGAGGAAUACUACAAGACUCGUAAUUUCGCUCUUGAGAGCAUUGAGGUUCCCCUCCUCAGUGUUGCCAACUGGGGUGGAAUAUUGUUGCACCUGCGUGGAAAUGUUGUCGGUUGGACGCGUGCAUCAUCAACCUACAAGUUCCUCCGUUUUGUCGUCGGCCGUCACGACCUUCCUUUCUACUACCCCCAUUCAGCAAAACUUCAAUUGUCCUUCCUGGACUCCUUCCUAAAGGGCAGUGACUAUGACGGCUGGAAGACUGGCCAGCAGCCCCGAGUCGAAGUUUGUCUGCGCGAGGGCGACUGUGGAGUGGAUGAUCCAGAGCGUGAACUCAAAUUCCCAUGCCGCGGGGAGGUUGACUGGCCCAUUCCGGACACUCAGUACACGAAGUUCUUUUUGACGCCGGGUCGCACUCUUUCUAAAAAACCAAGCCCAACAAUCAGCACUUUCACAUAUGAGGCGCUCCAUGGUGACCCGAUUUCCUUCCAAUACAAGACGGCAUCCCGUCUCGAGAUCACAGGCCACAUAGUGGCAACACUGACGGUGUCCGCUUCCCGUUCUAAUGAAAUUGCCCCAGCCCCGUCCGACAUUGAUCUUUUUAUCACGCUUCGGAAACUAAACGCCGAUGGAAAAGAAGUCUUCUAUACCGGUACCAUGGGAGAUCCGGUGCCAAUUGUGAAGGGAUGGCUUCGUGUAUCCCUUCGCAAGGUCAACUCGGAACACCGAUUCCACCGCGAAUAUCUCCCCUACCGCGACUAUUUCGGCAAAGACGCCCAGCCAGUGGAGGAGCAUGAAAAAUACAAGGUUGAUGUUGAAGUAUGGCCUACCAAUGUCGUCUUGGAGCAAAAUGAAACUCUCGUGCUCGAGAUCGCUGGUCGUGAUACCCAAGGAGUCGGAAAGUUCUCUCAUGAGCAUCCCUCGGACAGAGAUCCCAAGGUCUUUGGGGGCCUGAAUAGCCUGGAGGUGGGCAAUGAGCAAAGUUGGCUCACGCUCCCUAUCAUUCCAUCCCGGUAA
Penicillium canescens is the source of this 1770-nucleotide messenger RNA. RefSeq lists its product as uncharacterized. The record is from RefSeq and is a predicted model, not a curated record. The transcript is spliced from 5 exons. Lineage: Eukaryota; Fungi; Ascomycota; Eurotiomycetes; Eurotiales; Aspergillaceae. The coding region runs from base 1 to 1770 and encodes 589 amino acids. Gene Ontology annotation, molecular function: dipeptidyl-peptidase activity.